This is a messenger RNA of Raphanus sativus (radish), 537 nucleotides long. Its product is annotated as UDP-glycosyltransferase 84A3-like. The record is from RefSeq and is a predicted model, not a curated record. Bases 1 to 537 code for a protein of 178 amino acids. The transcript has a single exon. Lineage: Eukaryota; Viridiplantae; Streptophyta; Magnoliopsida; Brassicales; Brassicaceae.
AUGGAACCAUCUCUUCAUGCUCAUGUGAUGCUCGUGUCUUUCCCAGGCCAAGGUCACAUAAACCCUCUACUUCGUCUCGGAAAGCUCAUAGCUUCUAAAGGCCUACUGGUCACCUUUGUCACCACAGAGCAGCCAUGGGGAGAGAAGAUGCGUCAAGCCAACAAGAUUCAAGACGGCGUGCUCAAACCGGUCGGUUUAGGUUUCCUCCGGUUCGAGUUCUUCAACGAUGGGCUAACAGAAGACGACGAGAAAAGAACCAACUUCCAAGCCUUCCGACCACACCUCGAACUUGUCGGAAAACAAGAAAUCAAGAAUCUCAUCAAGAGAUACGAGCAAGAGGGAAAGCAACCUGUGAGGUGUCUUAUAAACAACGCCUUUGUGCCGUGGGUGUGUGACGUGGCUGAUGAGCUUCAGAUCCCUUCAGCUGUUCUAUGGGUCCAGUCUUGCGCUUGUCUCACCGCCUAUUACUAUUACCACCACCGGUUAGUUGAGUUUCCGACAGAAACUGAGCCGGAGAUUAACGUAGGGCCACUAUAG